Messenger RNA from Aegilops tauschii subsp. strangulata, 1372 nucleotides. RefSeq names its product phosphoglycolate phosphatase 2. Lineage: Eukaryota; Viridiplantae; Streptophyta; Magnoliopsida; Poales; Poaceae. Gene Ontology annotation, molecular function: phosphatase activity. Gene Ontology annotation, cellular component: cytoplasm. The record is from RefSeq and is a predicted model, not a curated record.
UACUGCCACGUUCGCUGCACGUUUUUCUCGAGGAUGCAGCGAAUAAUAAUUUUCACAUAGCCGGAGCGCAGAAGCAGCAGGAGCCGCCGCGAAGAAGAAAAGCCAUGGCCAAAGCUCUCCUCACCGCCGACGCCGCCCGAUCCCUCGUCGGCUCCGUCGACGCCUUCCUCUUCGAUUGCGAUGGGGUGAUUUGGAAAGGGGACGAGCUCAUCCAAGGGGUCCCCGAGACACUGGAGUUGCUGCGAAAAUUGGGCAAGAAAUUAGUUUUUGUAACAAACAACUCUAGGAAGUCGAGAAGGCAGUAUUCAAAGAAAUUCAAAACACUUGGCCUUGAAGUUACUGAGGAAGAGAUCUUCACGUCAUCAUUUGCAGCAGCCAUGUUCUUGAAGUUAAAUAAUUUUUCUCCAGAGAAGAAGGUUUAUGUUGUUGGUGAGGAUGGCAUCUUGGACGAGCUCAAGUUAGCUGGCUUUGAAUGUUUUGGUGGUCCGGAGGAUGGCAAGAAAAACAUAAUGUUGGAGGCGAACUUCUACUUUGACCACGACAAAAAUGUUGGAGCUGUCGUUGUUGGACUUGAUCAGUACUUCAACUAUUACAAAAUGCAGUAUGCAAGCUUGUGUAUUCGUGAGAAUCCAGGCUGCCUUUUCAUUGCGACCAACCGUGACCCUACUGGACAUAUGACAUCCGCCCAAGAAUGGCCAGGAGCUGGAACUAUGGUUGCUGCAGUAAGUUGCUCGGUGCAGAAAGAGCCUAUUGUUGUUGGAAAACCUUCAAGCUUUUUGAUGGACUUCCUAUUGAAAAGCUUCAAUUUGGAAACGUCGAGAAUGUGCAUGGUUGGUGACAGACUAGACACAGACAUACUAUUUGGCCAGAAUACUGGUUGCAAGACCCUCCUUGUUCUGUCAGGUGUGACUACCUUACCAGACCUUCAGGAUGCCUCAAAUACCAUCCAUCCAGAUCUUUACACAAACUCUGUGCACGAUCUCGUCAAGUUGCUGCAGCAAUAACCUUGGACUUGGUAAUUGGUACUACAGAUGCAGCUCGAGUCCUGACUACAGCACCAGCAAUAAUCUCCGGGACACUUUCUAUGUCACCUAACAAAAUUUUACGUGAACUGCGUAUUUGAUUCUGUUGGGUUAUAUAAUCUAUUCUUUGGGUAGCUUCUUGGUAGCUACCCUGGCCUGUAUUUGUAGACCACUUCAACUCAAUCUAACUACUGCCAUUUACAAGUCACACAGCAGCAUAUAUUUAUCAUGGCAUUGUUAAAACUUCAAGUGGGACAAUGGAAUCACAUGUCAGUCUUGAAAUGUAUGGAACUGAACAGUUUUGUUUCAUAAGUUUAUUCAACUGUGGCACCAAUCAUUUCAAUCUCUAA